Klebsormidium nitens is the source of this 1542-nucleotide messenger RNA. NCBI's taxonomy places the organism in Eukaryota, Viridiplantae, Streptophyta, Klebsormidiophyceae, Klebsormidiales, Klebsormidiaceae. The record is from the annotation of a GenBank genome assembly.
AUGGCGAAAGGAAGAGACGUCACUGAGGACUAUGACGUCCCUGAAGGCCACACAAUUGUGGAGAUUCUGAACUACCAACCUGACGCAAGCUACCGGGGCAAGUUUGACAUCAAGCACCUGGUAAUCUGGACGUUUGGAGACUAUACGGUGCACAUCACAAACGCAGGCAUCCCGAUCCACCAUCUUCUCAGUCCCAUCAUUGGGCUCAGUGCUGAGGAUGCGCGGAAGCGAGCCCCCCGGGUGAAGGCACAUAUGGAAGCCAACAAGCAGCGCGCCAACGACACCACCAUCAAGUACCAGGAGACCGGGGGCCAGGACACGCUUGCGGUGAAUGCGAUUGGUGUCGACUACAUCCUGCACGACUACAUUUGUCCACAGAUCCCGAGGGAGCGGCGCGAGAAGUUUGCACGGCGUUACGCAGCCAUGCUGCACAAUAUCCUGAAGCGGCUCGAGAUGCUUGCCGGGAGGGUCAUCAGGCGGCUAAAGGCGGGCAGCCGCAACUACAACGACCUUCUUCUGCCCGGUCCUUUAGCCCAACCCGCCAAACCCGCGGGCCCAGCGCUGGUCAUCUUGUCGCGCGUGCGCCCAUCGGACAUGCUGCGCCUCCCCCGGCCCUUCCCGCCGCUGCUGAACGCCUCCCCCCAAAAUCCGCUGCUGAGAAUGCCCCCCGCGCCGAACCUGUUGCCGCCGCUGCCCCCCUCGGAAUCGCCACGCGCGCCAACCUCCGACGCAAGCUCUCCCAGCCCCCCCGAGCCAAAGCGGAGACGGCUGGCGGGACUUGGAGAGGUUAACGGGGCGUUUAGCGGGGUGGUUCAUGGCGCGGUUAGCGCAGCGGAGGCCGACUCCGAAGCGUCUGAAGCGGGGACGGAGAGGAAGUGGGAAACUAAGCCGGAGGGGGGGAAGAAGAAAGAGGGAGCCAAGCUGAAUCACUGCGGGUGCUCAAAAGUAGACGAAGCCGACUUUCGGGCGUAUGAACAAGAGGAGAGCCGGGUGAUGGCCCUCAGCCUGCGUCUUAUGCAGAGCAUAAUCGAGCAGCAGCCGGCGCAUGAGAGGCUGUCGUUCCUACAGGAGCUGUGCACUAGAAACGGGUACGGAUGCAAUCUGGUGCGAGUGGCUCCACCGCCCCAAACGCCCCUCGAGCUGCUGCACGGUCCCCUCGCCCCGGUCAUCGCCACCCUUGACUACGUCAUCGAACACGUGGCUUCCGUCAUCAAGGAAGCGCCCAUCAAGUCCGCCAUCGAGGCCGUGAUGCAAGAUGAUACGGACGUCCGGAAGCUGUACAACUGGAAGGCGAACCUGUCCGCAAGCGGCGAGUACUGCUUCACGCACGACCCGAAGCGUCCGGGAAAGCCGCCCGUAGAGGACACGCCGUAUGGAGCAGCUCCGGCGCAACUUGCGGCACCGGAAGCGGUGCGAGCAGCUUAUUCCCAGCGGCGCGCGCUCCCCCAUCAGCUGGGGCUGUCUCGGCGUCCGACAGUGGAGCCUGAAAUUGGCCCAGUCCGCGUGCUCCCUUCACUGGUGGUUAAUCCACGGCGAGGUUAA